CCUCUCCCUCCGCCUCCUCUUUGACCGGCCUUGUGGUCGGCAGAACCCUGAGGUCACAUCAAAUAUGACUUUGUGCAUCGUACAAGCCCUAAGGAACAGCAAGAUGUCAGACUAACGCUCCCACUCCUUGUCAGGGCCAGUCCAGAAAAUCAUGCAGUCAUCUGGGCACAGGUUCCGGGAUGUCGAGCAUCACCCGCUGCUUGCUGAAAAUGACAGCUACGAUUCAUCAUCCUCUGAGUCGGACAUGGCUGACAGAGUCUGGUUCAUCCGAGACAGCUGUGGGAUGGUCUGUGCUGUGAUGACCUGGCUCCUCGUCAUCUAUGCGGAUUUCGUAGUGACGUUCGUCAUGCUGCUGCCUUCCAAAGAUUUUUGGUACUCGCUCAUCAAUGGGGUUCUUUUCAACUGCUUGGCAAUCCUUGCCUUGUCCUCUCACCUGAGAACGAUGCUGACUGACCCCGGGGCUGUUCCAAAAGGAAAUGCAACAAAAGAAUACAUGGAGAGUUUGCAGCUGAAACCAGGUGAGGUGAUCUACAAAUGUCCAAAGUGCUGCAGCAUUAAACCAGAACGUGCCCACCAUUGCAGUAUUUGCAAGCGAUGUAUUCGGAAGAUGGACCAUCACUGCCCAUGGGUUAAUAACUGUGUAGGAGAAAGGAACCAGAGGUUUUUUGUGCUUUUUACUAUGUACAUAGCUCUGAUUUCAGCUCAUUCCCUCAUCCUGUGUGGUUUUCAGUUCUUCUCCUGUGUCAGAGGACAGUGGAUUGAAUGCAGCGACUUUUCUCCCCCUGUAACCGUAAUCUUGCUGAUCUUCUUGUGCCUUGAAGGUUUUCUGUUCCUUACUUUCACUGCAGUAAUGUUUGGCACCCAGAUCCACUCAAUAUGCAAUGAUGAAACGGAGAUCGAAAGGCUGAAGAGUGAGAAACCCACGUGGGAGAGGAGGCUACGCUGGGAAGGAAUGAAAUCGGUCUUUGGGGGCCAGCCUUCCCUGCUGUGGAUAAAUCCUUUUGCUGGAUUUCGAAUCAGACGGCUUAUGCUAAGAGCCAAGAAAGGAGGUCCUGAGUUUUCUGUUUGAGCCUGCCUAAUCAUGCUGGAACUCACAAAAGAAGUAGUAUAUUAUAUUUAUUGGGUGCCAGGGGGAGAAGCGCUGCCCGCAUGUAACCUGUGACCAACAGAGAUUGACACGUGAAACAUUUUGCUUGUAGCAAGCAGAGUUUUAUACAUUUAUAGUAACAGGCAUCUCAUUAACUCUCAGAAGCAUAAAGCGGAUACUAUCACACAUGGCUUUUGAGCAAGAUAACAAAGAAAGAGAAAAAACCAAGAGAUGUGGAUGGUCACACUAAAGAAGCCAAAAUAUCAUAAUUACUACUGUAAUUUAUUACUUUAGAGGACUAAUUAUGCAUUUAUUUUUUUCUCGAAUCCUGUUUAUUGAAUAUGUGUGCUCUUUUAUUUCUAUUUUUUUUUGUAAGAGUUGAUCUCUGCUUUUUUAUAUAUGUAAGAUUGUUGAGGCACAGAUGUCAAUCAUGAUACAGAAGUACAAAGGCUGGAAAUGGCCGGCCAAAGCCAAUCCUCUUUUGAUCCGAUAGAUUUUAGUCAGUGCUCAUGCAAUGGUUCAAUUUGUUUACAGAAUCCCCUGAACUAUAUUUCUGCAUCCGAAUAUCUCUGUAGGCUUAUGAUUAAUGGAUAGAUAACCAAAAAGCAUACAAGGAGACUGAUAAUUGAUAAAAACAAUUCCUUAGCCUUGUGAAAGUACAGUAUUUCUUUUUUUAAGGUUACAUUUUAGAAUGCUAACUGUGCAACAGAUUCCAAGCCUAUAGUCUCGGCUAGAUUUUUGCUUCAGUUUUGCUAAUAAUAACUAUCUAUAUGGGAACUCAUACUUUGCCACUUAAGUGUGUCUUUGGUCCUUUUGUAAAGUAAACAAGGGACCAAAGACAGGUGUUUCCUGUGGAAUGAGUGUGUUGCAGAUGGGAAGGCUGUAAAUCCAGCAAAUAGUCUCCGGUGCUUCUUGCAUUUCAUGGCACAAGCCAACAAAGACACUCUUACUCCACGGUAACCUCCACGAACUUGCUGUUGCUGUUCUAAACAAGAUGUGUUGAAAAGAUUUUAGUCAGUGACCUGAAAAGAUCUUAAAACACUUUCUUUUGGGAGAAAGAAUGGCUUGUGCUGAGAUUAUAAACACACUCUUUAGAAAUUAGCCUCGCAGAUUCCGGAGGCUAGUUACUGUGGCGCUUCACAGAUGCUUCCUUGUGCAUGCAAAGUGCAUACACACGGAUAAAAUAUACUGGGUUCCUUUUGGCAGCAGAGGUACUGCAGGUUGCACAAAGCAAUUCUGACAUGGCACUGUCUCCCCAGUUGAAGCCCUCCGCACAGCUCUCGUAGAGAGAGGAUUGUUCUGUGCACCCUACUGUCCCACAUAAGCGUGGGCCCCUCCUGAUGAUAUUGGAAUGGAUUUAGCAUUCUGAAACCAAUUUUUCACAGGAUCUCCUUUCAGCCAUGCCAUAUUAACUGUUCUAUUGAGCUACAUUGGUUUGGCAUUAUCAGAUAUGGAGUUGGAGAUUUCUUCAGAAACAUGGAGCAGAGUACUCGGCUGGUAAAGAUAUGGAUAAGGAGGAUUAUAAAACAGUUGGCAACAGUCAGAAAAGGAAAAGUGAUUUGUUCUCGUCUUAAGAACGUAAGCAACUUCCAUGGCAGAAAAAUGAAUUCCAUAAAACCUUGUUUUACUGCCUGUACAGAUAGUGAAACCUCCAGGUAUGUGAGAGAUUUAAGGAUAUUUAAGUGAACAAUAUGCUCAGUAGCGAGACCAUCUUAAACUGGCUCUCUUGUCCUUCUCACCUUACCUGCUUUUAACAUCAUUCAAGGGGAGAUUCAGUGCAAACCUUGAGCACGUAUAUACUCAAAACGAAAAACACUCCUGUUUUGAAUCUUGCCUUAAACAUUCCGGGGCUCUUGCUCUUUACACCAUAGUACAUGCGUGCUCAAGAAUCAUCCAUUCCGUGAUUGGAAUCCCAAAUAAAACCUCAUUGGUAUCCAUUGUAUGUCUAUGGGGAAUGCAUUCUGGGCUCGGCUCAAAUUUUGGGAGUUCUACCCCAACGCUCUCUUCUGCCCAAGAGAUACACUGCUGUUUGGCUGAUUUCUUCCACAACAGGAACAACAGCAGGACAAAAAUACCAAGCUCUCCACCACGUGUCCAUGUUUCUCUGUUUCUUUGGAUGCCUGCCUUUGGGAUUCCAGCCUGCAAGUUUACCACUACAUGUCAAUGUAAAUUUAAAUUCCUUAUGACUCUUAUAUUUGGAUGUGCGGAUCAAGACACCUUUCAGAAACAAAAGUCUAUGCAGAUAAUGCCUUCCUUGGUGGAUAUUUGCAGUUCGUUCUUAGCCCUGGAACAAAAUUCUGCAGUUCGUUCUUAUGCAUAUAUUCACAGUUCCUUUGAGCCUGGAUACGUAUUAUUGGAGGAACUGCUAAACAGGAACUAAAAACCUCAAAAGCGGAUGAAUAAAGCAAAGUUUAAAAUGCAGCAAGCUCAAGGAGAUUCUUUGCCGUUUCUGGUUUGCGCCUUCCCCUUAUUUGGAAAUCAAACUGUAUCUGCUGCCUUUAUCACUGAAUCUUCGUACAUAAUGCUCUCCAAGGAACUGUACUGCUGGAACUCCAUGAAUCCCUUUAAAAGCAGCUAAACCUGUGUGUGACUUAGCAAGUGCGUGUAUGUGUGUGUGUGUGUGGUGCGUAUGAAAACGGAAUUUCCUGGCUUUUCAAAUCCUUGUUCUGUUGUAAUUUUUUAA
This is a messenger RNA of Pogona vitticeps (central bearded dragon), 3770 nucleotides long. It is a transcript of the gene ZDHHC7, whose product is annotated as zDHHC palmitoyltransferase 7. The record is from RefSeq and is a predicted model, not a curated record. NCBI's taxonomy places the organism in Eukaryota, Metazoa, Chordata, Lepidosauria, Squamata, Agamidae. Gene Ontology annotation, molecular function: palmitoyltransferase activity.